Zingiber officinale is the source of this 2085-nucleotide messenger RNA. RefSeq names its product putative wall-associated receptor kinase-like 16. Gene Ontology annotation, biological process: cell surface receptor signaling pathway; protein phosphorylation. Gene Ontology annotation, cellular component: plasma membrane. Gene Ontology annotation, molecular function: ATP binding; protein serine/threonine kinase activity; polysaccharide binding. The record is from RefSeq and is a predicted model, not a curated record. Lineage: Eukaryota; Viridiplantae; Streptophyta; Magnoliopsida; Zingiberales; Zingiberaceae. The transcript is spliced from 2 exons. The coding region runs from base 31 to 1941 and encodes 636 amino acids.
AGCUACAGGAGAAAUAUAAGAGAGAGAUUGAUGAUGAAGAAGAAGAACGAGUGUGUAAUUUGCAUGUUGCUGGUUCUACUUUUAGCAGUUAAUUAUGCAACUGAAGCAGAGUCGGCCUGCACCAGGCGUUGCGGCGACAUCGACAUCCCCUUCCCCUUCGGCAUCGAGGCCGGCUGCUUCCACACCGGCUUCCAGGUCGUCUGCAACACGACCGACUCCAACCUCUACUACCGUGGCAAUUACCAAAUCGUCGGCAUCGAUCUCAACAACUCCCGAGCCACAAUACUGCGGCCAAUCACAAACUACUGCCCCGACAACAACAGGACCGCCGGAAACAGCACCUCGUCGGAGAUAGACCUCACCGACACGCCGUUCUACCUCGACAACACCAAGAACAUCUUCAUCGCCAUCGGAUGCGGCCUCGACGCAGUCUUCAUUAGUACGCCGUCGAACAACGGAAAUUUCUCUGAGUUUAAUGCUACUUCCGGCGGUUGCAUCUCUCUCUGUAACAACAGAAACGACACCUUCAGCUUCGAUAACAACACCUUGAACUUCAAUAACAACACCUGCUCCGGCAGCAACGGCUGCUGCCAGACGACCAUCCCGCCAAGAGUGCAGUGGUUCACUUCCUUCUUGUCCAACUCCUCCAAUAACUCGUGUGGCUACUCGUACCUGGUGGAUCGCUACUCAAAUGCGGCGUCGUUCCUUCCCAGUCAGGACUUUUAUGAGCGGAACGAAGGACACGUUCCGGUCGUCGUCUAUUGGUCGUGCAGCGACUACUCGUGCCCGAAUCCGUCACGAGUCGCGUCACGACGAAGUUUAAAAUUCACCUUUAUGACUAUUAGUGCAAGUGCCGGAGGCAUUUUGCUUAUUAUCCUGUCUAUUAUUAUACUAAGGAGGAGGUUGCAAAAAAGAAAUUUGGUGAAGAAAAAGAAGGAAAAUUAUCGUAAAAAUCUACAGUUACUGAGAAACGCACCUUCUUCAUCAGAUGAUAUUGUUAUCGAGAGGAUGAAGAUCUAUAAGCUAGAUGAAAUGGAAAAGGCUACCAAUAAUUUUGAUAAAACUCGAAUUAUCGGCGGCGGAGGUCAUGGAAACGUGUACAAAGGAAUUUUAUCAGAUCAACGAGUAGUUGCCAUCAAAAGGCCAAAGAUAACGAACGAAAUCGAGCUCGGGCAAUUCAUCAAUGAGGUUUUCAUUCUUUCUCAAACUAGCCAUAGAAAUGUGGUUAAGUUCUUCGGGUGUUGCUUGGAAACGGAAGUCCCUCUGCUUGUGUUUGAGUUUAUAUCAGGUGGAACACUCUCUGAUCAUCUCAUUGAUCGUGAACAACACCCGCAUUUAUCAUUUGAAGAUCGUUUAAGGAUCGCCUACGAGAUUGCCAGAGCACUAUCUUAUAUACACUCCGAAGCUUCGAUAACAAUUUUCCAUAGAGAUAUUAAAUCAUCCAACAUUCUACUUGAUGAAAGGAAUAUCGCAAAACUAGCUGAUUUUGGUGCUUCAAGGGUUGUUACUUGUGAAAUGAAUUCGGUAACUACCAUUGUUCAAGGAACUUAUGGAUACUUGGAUCCUGAGUACCAUCAAACAGGAAGAUUAACCGAAAAGAGUGAUGUUUAUAGCUUCGGAGUCAUUCUUGCAGAGCUUUUGACAGGAAGGGCAGCAAUUCCUUACCAAAAAAACAAUGAGGUGAGACACUUAGUUAUGGACUUCUUGGGUUCAUUGAAAGAAAAGUCACUUCAUGAGAUCCUUGAUCCCACCAUAGUUCUAAAUGAAGCUAAAGAAGAAAUUGUUGAAAGAAUGGCAAAGCUUGUAGAGAUGUGCCUCAAAUUAAACGGGAACGAACGACCAACGAUGAAGGAGGUGGAGGACGCGCUCGAAGCCAUGAGAGAAAAGAAAUCGGAUAUUGAUAUUGAUGCUAAUCGUGGUGUUGGAGGUGUUCAAGAGUAAUAAAUUAGAGAUUUGAUAUUUCUUAUCGAGUAAGUUUUGGGUGUAAUAAAUUAGAGAUUUGAUGUUUCUUAUGAGUCAGACUUUUAAUAUUAGUUGAGAGGGUUGUACUUAAUUAUCUUUGAAUUAAAAUAAUUUUUAAUUUUA